UUUUUCCACCGAACAAUUAAUGAAAAGCAACUAAGAAGGCAUUGUUGGCCUUUUGAAAGCCAAAAUCUAACUAACCAUGAACUGCUGAAUAAAAUCGAGUAAAGAUUCGCAUUCAACUUGAAUGCCGAUAUUCAAAAGUUGGCGAACGUACUGGGACAACAUGGAUUAUGAGCUUUUUCAAUGUACACAAAUAUAUAUUUAGAAUGGACUCUACACUAAAUGGCGGUGUUGGGAAUGAUGUCGAAACUUUACCAGCCUGGCUGAAAGUAGUAACUUUCGAGAAUGCAGCACGCGCCAGUGUAGGCGACAAUUUUGCGAGACUAGUCAACGCUCGCUUUGAAAGCGAUUCAAAAAGUAACGAUAACUAUUCCUCGUUAUUGCUGCGCCUCCAUUUGGAUAUCGAACUCAAAGAUGGUAGCACAAAAACGGCGACUUUCGUUCUCAAAGCGCCACACAGCAAUGAAUUGAUGUUGAAAAUAUUGAAUUUAUUGAAACUCUUUCCGAAAGAAGAAAUAACUUAUCACAAAAUUUUACCGAAAUUCGAAGAGCUAUAUGAACAAGUGGGAAAAGACGUUAAAUUUGCACCCAACGCAUAUCAAAUCGAUCGUGAUAUUGGUGUGGACUACAUUUUGCUAGAGGAUCUGCGUCCAAAAGGUUAUAAAAGUGCCAACCGAAUUAGGGGUUUGGAUCUGGAGCACACCAAGCAUGUGCUUCACAAAAUGGCCGAGUUGCAUGCCGCUUCCGCCUGUUAUGUGGAACACUUUGGCAUGUAUCCCGAGCAAUUCACUGUGGGCGUUUACUCGAAAAACAAUAAGGAGCUUCUGAAGGAGUUCAAUGCAUCCGAUACAUUUUUGGCUCAACUCAAAAAGUGGAAAGAUGGUCAGGCCUACUAUGAGAAAUUGGCCGACAGCGACAACUACUUGGUGGAUCGUUUGCUGCAAGACCAAGUUUACAACCCAAGCGAGUUCAACGUACUCAACCACGGCGAUUGCUGGGUGAACAACAUCCUCUUCAGGUACAACGCGUUCGGUGAAAUUAAGGACACUCGCUUCAUUGAUUUCCAAGUCGGCAAAUAUGGCUCGCCCGCUCAUGAUCUUUACUACUUCAUUUUAUCAUCAACUGCAGCAGAUAUAAAAAUUGCACAGUUCGAUUAUUUAGUGCGGUAUUACUUUGAUAACCUCGUUGAAAACUUAAAACUACUCCAGUAUCACCGUCCCCUGCCGAAGCUGCGGAAUCUUCACACGGCGUUGCUUAAAAACGGACUAGCAGCCUACUUAGUUGUGUCUAAAGUUUUGCCGGUUGUUAUGUUGGAGAAGAGUGGCAAUGAUUAUAAAGAGGAUCGCUUUCAAGAUGAGAGUAAAAUUAAACUGGCGAUGUACACUAAUCCAAAGUAUGUUGAGGUAAUGUCUGAAAUCCUUCCGUGGUUGGAUAAUCGCGGCUUGCUUGACUGGAAGUAAUUUGGAAAUGCUACUCGUAAUAUUAAAUAUAAAAUGCACUGUAUCUGAGGUUAACAUAAAUGUAAUAUCACGCGAUAGGUGAGAAAUUCUAAAGCGAUGACGAAACAAUAGCGAAUCUUUGAUUACACUCACUGAGAAACUUUGCGUUUUAAUAA
Molecule: messenger RNA, 1612 nt
Organism: Rhagoletis pomonella (apple maggot)
Lineage: Eukaryota; Metazoa; Arthropoda; Insecta; Diptera; Tephritidae
Exons: 5
Coding region: 168-1457 (429 amino acids)
Source: RefSeq, a predicted model, not a curated record